Molecule: messenger RNA, 2843 nt
Organism: Sitodiplosis mosellana (orange wheat blossom midge)
Lineage: Eukaryota; Metazoa; Arthropoda; Insecta; Diptera; Cecidomyiidae
Product: CLK4-associating serine/arginine rich protein
Exons: 11
Coding region: 249-2714 (821 amino acids)
Source: RefSeq, a predicted model, not a curated record
CGGACAGUGGUUGAAGUGUGGUUAAAAACGAUUCCGACCACCAGAGGCGCUGUUGCAGAUGCAUCAACUGAAGAAGAAACAUCAAUUUUUUUUUGAAGUCACACUCACACACCAUUUUCAGUCUGUCAAAAAGACUAAUCGCAACAAUGAUGAUGACCAAAAUUAGAAAAAAUCCAAUCAAAUAACCGAAUCCGUAUAUCAAUAUUUUAAAAUAAAUUCUCUUUACUUUUUUUCGGAUAAGCGCAAAAAUGUGGGCAGAAGCAAGGAAACAGGAGCGUAAGAUACGUGGUAUGCUUGUAGACUAUCGCAAGCGCGCUGAACGUCGUCAAGAUUUUUAUGAAAAAAUCAAAGCCGAUCCAACGCAAUUUAUGCAAAUCCAUGGCCGUCGAUGUAAAAUUCAUCUUGAUCCCGCUGUUGCUGCGGCCGGCGAGAGUCCAGCCAUCAUGAUGCCUUGGCAAGGACACACAGAUAAUUUGAUUGAUCGAUUUGACGUACGUGCGCAUUUAGAUUACAUUCCCCCGUUAACAAAAUUAGAACCAGAUGAACCCAGCCAAGAGGAGCGCCAAUGCAACUAUGAGAGUUUUCGGAUUUUAGCACAAAAUGAUUUUCUCGGAAUAAAUGAAGACAAAUAUUUGCAUCAGUUGCACCUGGAAGAGCAGUACGGCGUGAAUGCCCAGCAAUUGGAAUUGGAAAAAGCAAAAAAGAAAAGCAAUAGCACUAACAGUGGUGGUGUCGCUAUUGGCUAUACAUACAAUCAGGACGAUAUAGCCGAUCAAAAUCAAAGUGGCUUCAAUUCGGCUAGUAUAAUUGCCAGUGCUGCCGGUGGUAAUUCAGCGCAGGAUGAAUCCGAUUCCGAUAUCGAUGUUGAUGUUUCAAUCGAUAUAAAUAAAAUUGACACGCAACAGGCGCACGAAUUGAAUGGAUAUGGACGUUCAUAUGGAAUGCAUAGUAACGACUUUUAUUCAUUCCUCACCAAAGAUGCCGAUGAAGCGGAAUCGUUGCGAAUGGCGCGUGAGGAAGAGCAAGAAAAAAUCAUUUUAUGCGGACGCAAAAGUCGGCGAGAAAGACGUGCACAGAGAGAGAAACGUUUUGCAGGCCGUCAAACAAUCAGCCCGCCAAGCUAUGCGGCGAAAGAAGAAUCUGCUAAGCUCGUAGCCGAAGAUAAGAAUGAUUCCGACUCGCGAUCACCAACACCUGAAAAUUCCGGAAAAAUUACGUACAUCACAUCUUUCGGCGGAGAGGAUGAAUUGACUUCACACUCGAAAAUAUCGAUAAACUUCAAUAAAACGGCCAAGGGCACAUUGGGCAGUGAACUGGUGGCUAACCGUCUUGCAAAUGCAGCGAAAAUCGCCAGCGGCGAAACCGUAUCAUAUGCUGAUAAAGUUAAACAAAAUCUAGAAAAACUAAAACAUUUGAACGAUCAACCAAAAUCGCCAAGGAAACCAUUAGCAUAUCAAAGGCGUGGACACACGAAGAGUCGAUCUCGUUCACCUUCGAAAUCAUCAUAUCAUCGGAACUUCAGGUCAACGCAAACAGCGAGGAGGUAUCGACGUUCGCAAUCACGUUCAUCGUCAAGAAGGCACCGAACAUAUCAUAGAAGUCGUUCUCAUUCGCGAGACCGCCAUCGCCGACGUUAUUCGACGUCUUCGUCUUCAUCCACUUCCUCAUCAUCGAAAAGACGAAACCGACUGCAUCGCUCAUUGUCGUCCAGCUCAUCGUCGAGCUCGUCAACAUCCAAGAGUAGCAGCAGUUCCACGAGACCUUCACCACCGCGCAUAGUAACCACAAAAGCACGCUCAAAGUCUUUGGGACGAGAAAAACCCAUUUUAGAUUCAAAACCGCAAACCAAGGAACCAGAAAAGCCAGUUCGAAUAGUUGAAAAAUCAACGCCUUCAAAUCAAAAACCAACAAUAAUAGCACCUAUUAAUCCAACACCAAUCGAAAUACCUCCAUCAGCGCUGCCUGUAAUUAGAGAGGAGCCAAAAUUGCCUGAAGUGCAAGUUCCCAUUAAGAAAUAUUACGGUCGAAAACGAGACAGUCAAAGUUCUUCGUCGGAGGCUGAGCUCUUCGAAGAACCCGAAUCGACCGGAAAGUCGAAAUCUGAUUCAACGUCAUCUACUGUUAAAAAUAUAAAUCUUGGUAAAGCAGCAAUCAUCCAAACCAAAGAUUCAACAUCGUCUGGCGCUGCAUCGAGACCCGCAUUGAAUCCACGUGAUCGACUGAAGAAGAAAAUGCAAAUUUUAUUGAACAAGCAAUAUAAAGCUGAUAAAAUGGCUGAAAUCGAAAAGAAUGAGCGGCAAAUUCAGCAACAACAAGAGCGUGACGAUGAAAUGCGAGAAAUGGCUCUCAGACUAAGACGAAGACAACGCGAAUUGCGCCACAAAUACGGUUCCCCCGGCGGGGAGAGUGACAAGAGCGAUGGCUCAGUCGCGUCGAGCAGCCAUAGUUCAGCAAACAAUCGAACUGAGACACGUCAAAGAUCAAGGUAUCGUUCACGCAGUCGUUCAUGUCACUCUCGUUCCAGAUCGUAUGAAUCAAGGAGAAGAGAACGCGGUAAAAAUUCGUAUCGACGGCACAGCCGCGAUAGUUCCAGACAUCGAAGAAGCCGUGAACGUAGCAAGAGACGUUCAACAUCGAAAGACUAUCGACGUAGGAGCAAGUCAACGGAGCGCCGACGAAACAAUGAUCGGCCAAGGAAGUUAGUUGACUACUGAAAUCACAACAACAAUAUAAAAACACAAUUCGCCCUGUUUUUGAAAUGUUCCAUUUUCAACCAAUGUUUUCCAAUUGUACCGAUUCAAUUGAAUUUAAAUAAAUCAAUAUUGUAUAGAAAGCAGAAAAAA